AUGAUCGUUUCCACUCCCACUCGAAAGGAAGAACGUCUCCCGUGCAAUUUUCAGUUUCGUUUCGCCACUACACGAGACUUGUGGUACCUGUCGAUAGGUGGUAUCUGUGCGAUGAUUGGAGGUGCUGUUCAGCCAUUUGUUCUGAUUCUGGGUGGAUUCAUUACAGCAGUCUACCUUGAGCCUGGAGAGAAAAUUGCGAAUAACGAGUUCUGGAAUCAUGUUAUGCAUCUCGUAUGUUGGCUAGGAAUCGCUGGUACCUGUGCUUUGAUAACGUCAUUCGUUCAGUCAUUCUUUCUCUACCGAGGCUGUCUGAACGUGGUCAAUUCCAUCCGUCAUCAGUACCUGGCGGCGGUACUACGUCAGGAGGCGGCAUGGUUCGAUGAAAACGAUUCCGGUGUUAUCACUUCACAGUUGAACGAGUACGUUGGUUUUCCGUCGUGCAAAGCUUCAAAUGGUAACUGCUGA
Molecule: messenger RNA, 465 nt
Organism: Cooperia oncophora
Lineage: Eukaryota; Metazoa; Nematoda; Chromadorea; Rhabditida; Trichostrongylidae
Source: the annotation of a GenBank genome assembly